AUGGGCCAUCCGGACGACGAGCUCCUCGCGCUGGCGUCCGCAUCGACUCUGGCGAAUACUGGAAAUCAGGUCCAGUCGAGCUCGAACGGCUUCCUAGAUGUCUUGGCGACCGGACUGGCUAUCACCGCCAGCGCGUUCCACAUCGCCAACCUUGACGUCCAGGUGCUCCUGCGCGACACCAACGCGCUCGAAGAGCUCAGCGAGGAUCUGCUCGCGCGUUUUGGAGGGACCCCACUGCCCACCAACCUUCCAAAGGCGCCAAACCAGUCGCCUUACUCCGUCAAGCUGCUGACCGGCAAGAAUACGCCGUUCUUCAAGGAGAUUCUGCAGUCGCGUACAGGGCGCCUCGAGUUGCCGCCCCCCUGUGCCUGCCCUGAACAGACCAUGCUUGCCAAGCUCGGGAAGACGCUCGGCAACCUGCGCGACAGCAAGAGACGCGCCGAUACGGUGUCCCUGCACCUCCAGAAGCACGCGGAUGCGGUCAGCACCUACAUCCAGGAUGUCAACAGCGUGCUGGCUCGUCACGGUGCGCUCACGACGUGGAUGGCCGAUCGGCGUGCCGACGCGCCCAACCUUCGUCUCCCCAGCCAGACCAACUUCUGUCACUGUGCUGCUCCCACUGAGGAGCCGCCGCAAGAUGCCCCGGAUGACAUGCACAGCGCCUCGGCCGACGUGGACAGCGUGGAGUGUGUUACUGCUACGGAA
Messenger RNA from Mesorhabditis spiculigera, 705 nucleotides. The record is from the annotation of a GenBank genome assembly. NCBI's taxonomy places the organism in Eukaryota, Metazoa, Nematoda, Chromadorea, Rhabditida, Rhabditidae.